This is a messenger RNA of Penicillium maclennaniae, 3030 nucleotides long. RefSeq names its product GPI ethanolamine phosphate transferase 2. Lineage: Eukaryota; Fungi; Ascomycota; Eurotiomycetes; Eurotiales; Aspergillaceae. Gene Ontology annotation, biological process: GPI anchor biosynthetic process. The record is from RefSeq and is a predicted model, not a curated record. The coding region runs from base 1 to 3030 and encodes 1009 amino acids. The transcript has 10 exons. Gene Ontology annotation, cellular component: endoplasmic reticulum membrane.
AUGGCGAAAAGUAUUCGAGCCAGUGUCUCUAAGCGCAACCGGGCAAACCUUCGCAAGAAGAUCGCUGGUCCGGCAGUCGACGCUCGAACCGAACGACUUGCCGCCAAACUACAGGAACUCGCCUCCCAGCCUAAGCCUGCAGCCCCCGUAAAGUCGGAAAUGGAAAUGGGCGCCGGUCAUACUGCCGAUCCAAACCAAGGCGACGAUAAAGCCACUGCGACCGGUGAAGAGAUGGACGUCGAUACCAAGAUCAAGAGCCAAAAGAAGCCCGCUCGUGUGCAGAAGGGAAACCGAAAGCCUCGCAACUCGAUAGUGUUUCAGUCACGCUUCAAGACGAAGAAGGGCCCGAAGAGAAAGCGCAAGGAAGGCGGUGUGAUGACGAUAGACACCUUGAUAGCUUCUAUCAAGACGCGUUCCGCUUCUCCUGCCCGCGUAGAAGUCGCAGGGAGAAUCAUGGCCAUCCUGAAGUGCGGCUGGGCGACUCUGGUCGCCAAUCUCUUGUUGCCGGUGGGCAUUCUCAUCUUUUCUUCCGGAUUCUUUCCCUACAAACCGCUUCUCCCUGGUCUGGCAACUUUCAACGAUGUUGAUCGAAAAGCCACAUCUCCGGUCUUCGAUAAAGUCAUCUUUAUGGUGGUAGAUGCAUUGCGCAGCGAUUUUGUUUACUCAAACGAAUCCGGAUUCUUGUUCACUCAAAGCUUGAUUCGAGCAGGGGCCGCGCUGCCAUUUACUGCCCAUGCUAGCUCUCCCACGGUGACAAUGCCCCGGCUGAAAGCGAUGACCACAGGGUCUGUCCCCUCGUUCUUGGACGUUAUCCUGAACAUUGCUGAGUCGGAUACCACGGCGACCCUUGCGUAUCAAGACACAUGGCUUGCACAGUUGAAAACCAGAGGAGACCGCCUCAUCAUGUAUGGCGAUGAUACGUGGCUCAAACUCUUCCCGGGAAUGUUUGACCGAGCCGAUGGAACGACGAGCUUUUUUGUGUCGGAUUUUGUGGAGGUUGAUCACAAUGUGACGCGCCACGUGCCCCGUGAGCUUGCCCAAAGCGAUUGGUCUGCCAUGAUCAUGCAUUAUUUGGGCUUGGAUCAUAUUGGACACAAAUCAGGCCCAAGAAGUCCCUUCAUGGCAUCGAAACAGCAAGAAAUGGAUGCAGUAGUGCAUGAAAUCUAUACAGCCAUGCAGCAAGAGGCCCAUCUUCAGUCCACUCUUUUUGUCUUGUGUGGAGAUCAUGGCAUGAAUGAUGCCGGAAAUCAUGGCGGCUCAUCUGCCGGUGAAACAUCUCCAGCGCUACUGUUCAUAUCUCCUAAAUUGCAAGCUCUGAGGACUCACCAGGAAAGUCCAGUUGAACCCUUGAAUGACCUGCAAUACUAUCAGACGGUCGAGCAAGCAGAUAUCACUCCAACGCUAGCAGGUCUUCUCGGCAUGCCUAUUCCCUUGAACAGUUUGGGGGUUUUCAUCCCAGAGUUUCUCGAUAUGUGGGAUUCUGAGACCCAAAGACUAUAUAUUCUGGAACGUAACGCUCAGCAAUUACUGAACACGGUCAGAGCUACGUUCCCCAACUCUGAUUUUGACGAUGAUACACUUGCAUCUGGUUGUGUAUCCAGCGCAGACUCCGGCAUUGGAGGUGCGCGGUGCGCCUGGGCACAAGUCCAGCAACUUCGUUCAAGUAGUAUUCCGGCAGACAAGCAAUUCUCGACCAUCGGCCCCGCAUUAAUGCGGUUCUCACGGAUCGCGCAGGACGUCAUGAGCAGUACUGCUAGUAAUUACGAUGUUCCCAGGCUCUGCCUGGGCUUGUUUGUCACAGGCGUUGCAAUGUUACUGGUUUCGCGGUCCGUAUUAUAUGAAUGCACGCAGUCCGCGCAUACUGGACUGUUUUUGGCAUUUAUGCUUCUCGGCUACGGGAGCAUGAUGUUUGCGAGCAGCUACGUUGAAGAGGAACAGCAGUUCUGGUAUUGGAUCUGGACUGGAUGGAUGUUCUACCUUCACAUCAGAUUCGAGUCCCAUCAGUCCAGUUCUGAGGGCAAUAUUCGCUCGCUUCCAGCUCGCUUCCCCGCUCUAGCCACUCUCGGACUGGCUAUCUCCCAAAGAAUCAUGAGAAGAUGGAAUCAGACUGGUCAAAAGUUCGCUGCAGAACCAGACAUCGCCCGUACAUUCUUCUCUGAUCAUCCCGCCAUCUUUUGGGCCUUAUUGACUCUGACGUAUGUUGAUGCGGGCCGUCAUCUUUUCAAGUGCCAGCCAUUCGCCGUUUUGCCUCGUGCGGGCGCCUUGAUGAUCACAGUGCUAGCCUUCAUAUUCAAAGUGAACUUCGUAGCCGCUGAUUCCCCCGAACUGCUCGUUGGUUCCUUUACAUCAAGGGCCGUGGAAAUGUGGCCAAACAAUUUCUCUUUGGUUGGGCAAGCAAGACUUGUAUUUGCUGGUCUAGCUUGUUAUGUACUAUUGGCAUUUGUGAUUCGAAGAUGGUCAGGGUCCGCGCAAACACCGAACAUCCUUUUUCACGAAGCCCUUAAUCUAUUUCUGAUGAUGCAGUCCAGAGCCACCAACAUUCCGAUGUUUCUUGCCAUGCGUGUGCAAGCCAAGAUCCUCUCUGCAAUGAGUCUUGAGGGUAUGGAAGUGACCGUGACGACACUGAUACUGCAGUACAUGACUUUCUUUGCAUUUGGAGGCUCGAACGCAAUCUCAUCGGUAGAUCUGUCGAGUGCAUAUAAUGGCAUUGGGAGCUAUAGCGUGGUUCUGGUGGGAAUUCUCACGUUUGUGAGUAAUUGGGCAGGUCCCAUCUGGUGGGCAUCCAUGAGCAACCUUCUUCGUCCGCAACAGAGUUUGGGGGUCCACAGCCCUGCUGCAUUGUCAACAUUGCACAUCGCGGCUUCGCUGGUUUCUGUAAUGGCCGCUUGUACAGCUUUGAGGACCCAUCUUUUCAUUUGGACCGUAUUUUCGCCCAAGUAUCUGUAUACCAUCGCAUGGGCUACAGGACAUCAUGUUGCGGUAAAUUUGCUGGGGAACAUUGGUCUCUCGUGUCUUUACGCUCAUGAGUGA